Molecule: messenger RNA, 2463 nt
Organism: Aspergillus glaucus CBS 516.65
Lineage: Eukaryota; Fungi; Ascomycota; Eurotiomycetes; Eurotiales; Aspergillaceae
Exons: 2
Coding region: 1-2079 (692 amino acids)
Biological process (GO): protein phosphorylation; signal transduction
Cellular component (GO): cytoplasm
Molecular function (GO): ATP binding; protein kinase activity
Source: RefSeq, a predicted model, not a curated record
AUGUGGCAUCGCCUAGGCUUGCGCAAGUUGCUAGGCCGUGAACAACGCGAUACUUCUUCUUCCUGUUCGCCUUGCCAGUCCCGUCCUCAAUCCUAUCCCGUCUCCGGCGCUUCCUCUCCCGAUACUACGCCCAAUGGCAGCACCGCCAAUGUCAAACCCCAUGAAACCAUGACCCGCAGAUUGACGCGCCGGGUCGGUGUUGUAUCCCGUGCCACCACCUUCAAACGCCAGGUCUCCGAACAGAGAGAUCGUCUGGAACCCUUCGAGCCGCCCGAACCCCGCCGUGCCGCGUCCGCCGACCGUCGCCGCCCAGUCAGUUCUCAGACCCAGGGAACCAAAACUCCACAGCCCGCUCCGGGCCCGCGGACGUCCGCCCCCGAAAUACAAUGGCGCGAGCAAGGCGAAAAACACGGAGAGGGAGAGGACGCAUCAGCGGUGAUAGCAGAAGCCGCAGAGGAAACCGAGACUACGCGGAGCCGCCGUCCCCCGGAACCAGACCCAAACAUGGAGACUAUGGAUCCCGCGGAGGAGAGUCGCAUCAUCGAAAUGGAGCUGGAGAAGCGAUGGAUCUUGAACCUGACCAUGCACUUCCGUGAUCGCUCGCGGCGUGAGAAACUGUUCGUCACCUAUGCUGAGACCCCUACACUCUGGCGCCGGGUCACCGUCUCGUGUGACUACCGGAGUCCAGAGCCGGAUUCGCUGGAACAGGAUCUGAGUGAAAUGUGGAACCAGAAAGACCGCUGCGCGCGCAUCUACGAGUCGCUCCGCGAAUCGCUGGCUGAGAUCCAGUUCUACGACACGGUUACGAAUCUCAAGCUAGAGACUCGCGAUGGCCGUCUGCAUGUGCAUGUGACAGAGGACGUGAACGAGACCAUUGCCUAUCCUGCGAUUUUCCACAUUGGGCAUUUGCCAGGGAUCAAGCUUGUCUCUGAAGACCAUCUACACUUCGUGAGACAUGAAUCUGGAUUUGUCUACCACGUGGAAUUGAACGGUCGAUCCUUUAUCAAAAAGGAAAUCCCCGGCCCCGACAUGGUCGAUGAGUUUCUCUACGAAAUCAACGCGCUUCAUGAGCUCCUGGGUGCGCAGAAUGUCAUCCAGCUCGAGGCUAUUGUGGUGGAUGAGGAGCGCCAAGUUAUCAAGGGUCUGUUGAUCGGCUACGCAGACAAGGGAGCUUUGGUCGACAUGCUCUACUACCGCGAUGGCAAGAACACCAUCUCCUGGAAGCGGCGGGAACGCUGGGCGAAGCAGAUUGUUCAGGGCUUGGCUGAAAUCCACGAAGCCGGCUUCGUGCAAGGAGACUUUACCCUGUCGAAUAUCGUGCUCGAUGGCAACGACGAUGCAAAGAUCAUUGAUAUCAAUCGCCGGGGUUGCCCUGUCGGCUGGGAGCCGCCGGAGAUUGUGGCUAAGCUUGAAAGCAAGCAGCGGAUCUCCAUGUACAUUGGUGUCAAAACAGAUCUUUUUCAGUUGGGAAUGACCCUGUGGGCCGUCGCAACUGAGAACGACGAGCCCGAACGACAAUGCCGUCCAUUGCUCAUCCCCGACGACAUAGACAUCCCAGACUACUAUCGAAGACUGGUAGCCAUUUGCAUGAGCCCAUAUCCUCAGCAAAGACUCUCGGCCAAGGAACUCUUGACCCUGUUCCCACCCUUUAUCCCUCCGACAUCGCACGCAUUGCCGAUGGUAUACUACCCACCGCCCACAGGCAUGGGCGUCGGGCCACGCACCAGCCAUCCUCAUCCUCAUCCUCCUUUGGAGAAUGGGUUUGCUUAUCUCCAUUCGCGGGCUGGUUCCGCCGAGGAGAGCCAGCAACCUCAAUCCCCGGGCCAACAGCACCCACAGGAUGAUGGGUACUCAUCCAUGAGCCGCCAGUCUCAUUCCGACACCGGGCCGCGUCGUGUCAGCUAUAUCCAGUCUGAUGGCGAGAAAACGCGGCCUGUAUCUCCGGAGGCCGUCGAGGAGGAACCGAAGCCCAUCGAGGCUUCCAUGCAGCUUGUUCCUCGGGUAGAUCCGUUGGAUUUUCUGAGGAGGCAGGCGGCGAAUACAGAUGCAAAUACGAAUAAUACAAACAACAACAACUAAUUGGAGGGCGCGAUAUGGCCUCUCGACCCUGAAAUUGUUAUCAUUGGCGAUGGAGUUUGGAUAUGGAGUUUUGGACUUGGAGCUUGAUUUUCACCUAUUUGUCUCCUUUUUUGUGAUUUGAAUUUGUUUUCUCUUAUUAUAUCCCCAAGAUUGAAGCUCUCUUGACGACGAUACGCUUUCCUAUGUCUAUUUAUUUGUAUUUCCUUGUGUUCUCGGCGAUCUGUUGGUUGGUUGAUUGAUUGAUUGGUGUCAAUACUUCACUUCUCCUUCUUCCAUAAGGACUGUAUUAGUCUUAGUAUUCUGCCAUUCCUGUCUCAUACAAUAGACGUGAUUCACUGUAUACACGCAAUAUAUGCACCAUGUGCCAAGAAAAGAAAAGGGCAC